AUGAAAUGUGUGUACGACACACAAUCUAUUGAGGACUUUGAAAAGUGUUGGGCCGAGUUUAUUAACACAUUUGAGUUACAUGAGAAUGCGUGGUUGAAUAGUUUAUAUGCAGAGCGUGAUCAUUGGGUACCGGUUUUCCUAAAAGAGACCUUUUGGGCUGGAAUGAGUACAACCCAACGCAGCGAGAGUAUGAAUGCCUUUUUUGAUGGUUAUGUCCAUUCGAAGACAAACUUGAAGGAGUUUGUCGACCAGUUUGACAAUGCGCUUAAGAAGAAAAUUGAGAAUGAAAAUCAGGCAGAACUCCAGUCUUUUAGUGUCACUAUCCCCUGCGUAUCUAGAUCUCCAAUAGAAAAGAAGUUUCAAGAGUUAUACACCAACGCGAAAUUCAAGGAAGUUCAGCAACAAGUAAUUGGUGUGCUUGAUCUGGAGACAUCUCUACUGACGUCAGAUGGUGUUUUGAAGAGUUAUUUGGUAGAAGAUGAAGUUCGUAUUCAGGAGUUCACAAAAAGCUUGACAUAUUCCGUGGAAUUGAAUGUGGAUGAUUGCAAUGCAAAAUGUUCAUGUGGGUUAUUUCAAAUGAGGGGGAUACUGUGUAGACAUAUUUUGGCGAUAUUCAAAUCAAACGGCAUAAAAUCAUUGCCAGACCGGUACAUUUUAGACCGGUGGAGGAAGGACAUCAAAAAGAGAUACACAUUAAUCCGAAGCAGCUACGACGAAGGGGAGCUGAGGCCAAAUGGUAAUAGAUAUCCUGUAACAGCCCGCUAG
Carya illinoinensis is the source of this 765-nucleotide messenger RNA. Its product is annotated as protein FAR1-RELATED SEQUENCE 5-like. The record is from RefSeq and is a predicted model, not a curated record. The transcript has a single exon. The coding region runs from base 1 to 765 and encodes 254 amino acids. Gene Ontology annotation, molecular function: zinc ion binding. Lineage: Eukaryota; Viridiplantae; Streptophyta; Magnoliopsida; Fagales; Juglandaceae.